CGUCAUCAAAAUCUACAACUUGGAUUUCAACCUUCAUCCCUCCUGUCUCUCCUCUUAUAGCAGUGUGCCGUGAAGCUCAAAGUACGUCCCGAUUGAUCUGCAUUGUGCUUUCAAGUCUUCCUUCCUCAAUUGCGACUUCUUCGUCGUCUCUUCAACACAUCAGAGAUGUUCCUUCCCUACUUUGAAUUUGGGAAGCCCUCGCCCACACAAUUGCAGCGCAGCUGCGGUUUCUGCCACCCAAAUCAAACGGUGUUUUCAGUCUAUCCCGCUGGUUCGGGUACAAUGGGCCCAGGUUAUUUCGAAUAACAACUGUCGGAGACUAUCCAUCUGAGUCAGCAGCACGCAAUCCUC
Marchantia polymorpha subsp. ruderalis is the source of this 351-nucleotide messenger RNA. NCBI's taxonomy places the organism in Eukaryota, Viridiplantae, Streptophyta, Marchantiopsida, Marchantiales, Marchantiaceae. The record is from the annotation of a GenBank genome assembly.